GAUGUCAAUGAACAAUGCACCAAAUGUAUUCUUGGAUCCAAAUGCAAAUCGGUUUCAAGUUAACAUUAUUAAUGAAGACCAUGACAACAAUGAAACAACCCAAGAGGAUGUAGGCUCUGACCCACCACAUUAUGAAGAAACAUCUUUCACUGAUGAAACACAUAACAGACUAAGAAUCAGUUAUAGACCAGGAAAAAGAGAAUUAUAUGACAAUUUCCGGCAAAAUGGGGAGAAAACAGAAGCUAGUUUACAUCCCUAUGACACUCACAGUAAAAUGUAUUAUCUACAAACUUUUGGCCAUAACACAAUGGACCCAGUUCCCAAAAUUGAUUAUUAUAGAAACACUGGCAGCAUCAGUGGAAAUAAGCUCAGCAGACCAAGCUUAUUAGAAAUUCAUGAACAACUGGCAAAGAACAUUGCUGUGAGCACCGGCUCAGUCGAGAGAGUGGCGAAUGGAGAAAGCACUGCUGGAGAUGAGACAGCAGGCAGCAAAGACGAGGAAAACAAAACAGGAUUUGUCAAGUUCGGAUGGGUAAAGGGUGUGCUGGUAAGAUGCAUGCUUAAUAUCUGGGGUGUGAUGCUCUUUAUUCGUCUUUCCUGGAUUGUAGGUCAAGCAGGAAUUGGUCUUGGAGUAAUCAUAAUUCUUCUCGCCACGAUGGUAACCUCAAUUACUGGGUUGUCAACUUCUGCAAUAGCAACUAAUGGGUUUGUCCGUGGAGGUGGAGCAUACUAUCUUAUCUCAAGAAGUCUGGGCCCAGAGUUUGGUGGAUCUAUAGGACUUAUCUUUGCAUUUGCGAAUGCAGUGGCAGUUGCCAUGUAUGUAGUUGGAUUUGCUGAAACAGUUGUAGAACUUCUUAAGGAGAGUGAUACACUGAUGGUAGAUGAGUCCAAUGACAUCAGAAUCAUAGGGACCAUCACUGUGGUGUGUCUUCUUGGCAUCUCUGUUGCUGGCAUGGAAUGGGAAGCAAAGGCUCAAGUUAUUCUUCUAAUUGUUCUCCUUAUUGCCAUUGCAAAUUUCUUUAUUGGGACAGUCAUUCCUACCAACACUGAGAAGAAGGCAAGAGGCUUUUUUAAUUACCAAGCAUCAAUAUUUGCAGAAAACUUUGGACCAGAUUUCAGAAGUGGAGAAGGAUUUUUUUCAGUGUUUGCCAUUUUUUUCCCAGCUGCUACUGGCAUUCUUGCAGGAGCCAAUAUCUCAGGAGAUCUGAAAGACCCACAAAGUGCCAUACCCCAGGGAACAAUGCUGGCCAUUCUGAUCACCACAAUUGCUUACAUUGCUGUUGCAAUCUGUGCAGCCUCCUGUGUUGUAAGAGAUGCUACCGGGAACGUCAAUGAUACAAUUGUACCUGGAAUGAGCUGCAAUGGAUCAUCUGCCUGUGGCCUAGGCUAUGAUUUUUCCAGAUGUGCAAGUCAGCCAUGUGAUUAUGGGCUGAUGAAUAAUUUUCAGGUGAUGAGCAUGGUGUCUGGCUUUGGUCCUCUCAUCACAGCUGGCAUCUUCUCAGCUACUCUGUCAUCAGCUCUAGCAUCUCUUGUCAGCGCACCCAAAGUUUUCCAGGCUCUUUGCAAGGACAACGUCUACAAAGGGCUAGAAUUCUUUGCGAAAGGAUAUGGAAAAAACAACGAGCCUAUCAGGGGAUAUGUCCUCACUUUUGUGAUCGCCAUGGCAUUCAUUUUGAUUGCUGAACUGAAUACCAUAGCUCCCAUCAUCUCCAAUUUCUUCCUGGCUUCAUAUGCUUUGAUUAAUUUCUCCUGCUUUCAUGCCUCAUAUGCAAAAUCUCCAGGUUGGAGACCUGCAUUCAGAUAUUAUAACAUGUGGGUGUCACUUUUUGGAGCCCUGCUGUGCUGUGGGGUGAUGUUUGUCAUCAACUGGUGGGCAGCUCUCAUCACUUAUGCCAUUGAGCUCUUCCUAUAUAUUUAUGUAACAUAUAAGAAGCCAGAGGUAAACUGGGGCUCCUCUACGCAGGCUCUGUACUUUGUUAAUGCCUUAGACAGCGCUCUGGCAUUAACGACAGUGGAAGACCACGUUAAAAACUUCAGACCCCAGUGCCUAGCAUUAACAGGAGCUCCUAUGGUCAGGCCUGCUCUGCUGGACAUCACCCAUGCCUUCACGAAGAACAACGGGCUGUGUAUCUGCUGUGAAGUGUACACGGGACCACGCAAGCUGUGUGUUAAGGAGAUGAACAGUGGCAUGGAAAAAAAGCAGGCCUGGCUCACAAAGAACAAAAGAAAAGCCUUUUAUGCAGCAGUGGCAGCUGACAGCUUCAGAGAUGGAGUCAAAAGUCUACUUCAAGCCUCAGGCUUGGGUAGAAUGAAACCCAACACCCUGGUAGUCGGAUUUAAGAAGGACUGGAGAAGUGCACCUGCCACUCAAGUUGAGAACUAUGUGGGCAUUAUACAUGAUGCCUUUGAUUUUGAGCUCGGUGUAAUUAUCAUCAGAAUUAGCCAAGGAUUUGAUAUAUCUCAGGUCCUUCAGGUUCAAGAGGAAUUAGAGAAACUGGAGCAGGAGAGAUUGGCACUCGAAGCCACCAUUAAAGAAAAUGAUUUUGAAGAAGGAAAAAGGGGCAUCUGUGGAUUCUUCAAAAAAGCCAGCACAUUGAAUAUCUCAAAACACGAAACAAAGAAGGAGAGCACCAUUAACACCAUGCAGUCAAUGCACGUGGGUGAAUUCAAUCAGAGGCUGCUAGAAGCCAGCACUCAAUUUAAGAAGAAGCAAGGAAAAGGUACAAUUGACAUUUGGUGGCUGUUCGAUGAUGGAGGUCUAACAAUCCUAAUUCCUUACAUUCUAACUAUCAGGAAGAAGUGGAAGAAUUGUAAAUUAAGGAUCUUCACUGGAGGAAAAGUCAACAGGAUUGAAGAAGAAAAACUAGUGAUGGCUUCACUCCUAAGCAAAUUCAGAAUAAAAUUUGCUGAUAUUAAUAUCAUUUGUGAUAUCAAUAUAAAGCCCAACAAAGAGAGCUGGAAAUUCUUUGAAGAGAUGAUUGAACCAUAUCGCCUGCACGAAAGCUGCAAAGAUAUCACAACUGCUGAGAAAUUAAAGCGAGAGGCUCCAUGGAAAAUUACAGAUGCAGAGCUGGAAGCAUUCAAGGAGAAGAGUUAUCGCCAAGUCCGUCUGAAUGAACUCUUACAAGAGCACUCGAGAGCAGCCAACCUCAUUGUCCUGAGCCUCCCUGUGGCAAGAAAAGGAGCAGUGUCUGAUUACCUGUACAUGGCUUGGCUAGAAAUUCUCUCCAAGAACCUUCCUCCAGUCUUAAUGGUCAGAGGCAACCACAAAAAUGUACUGACUUUCUAUUCUUAG
Molecule: messenger RNA, 3295 nt
Organism: Lonchura striata (white-rumped munia)
Lineage: Eukaryota; Metazoa; Chordata; Aves; Passeriformes; Estrildidae
Source: RefSeq, a predicted model, not a curated record